AUUUGCUCUCUCUCUCUCUCUCUCUCUCUCUGUCUGUCUGUCUGUUACCAAAUCCCACUUCAAUGGCCUCCUCCGCCGAAGCAGGACAACAUCAUCAAUCCGAAACCACCACUGCUCCGCCAGACAAUCUCCCUAUAGUCCUCAUCCAUCGGCUCCCCCAAUUCGACUUAUCCUACAAAUCCUGGAUUCCCGCCACCAAAUUCCUUCUCCUUGACCCACUGGACCAUUCCUUCCCCUCCUCCCCGUCGGCCCAAGCCCUGGCCCGAUCGGCCCGCGUCCUCGUCUGCAUCGGUCCCUCCCCCCUCGCCGCCGACGCGCUCGACCGCUACCCGACAGUCGAGUGCGUCGUGGGCUCCAGCGCCGGCCUCGACCAUGUCGACCUCUCCGAGUGCCGCCGCCGCGGCAUCGCCGUCACCAACGCCGGCGACGCCUUCUCCGCCGACGUGGCAGAUUACGCGGUGGCCCUCCUCAUCGAUGUUCUCCGCCGUGUGUCGGCUAGCAACCGGUAUGUUCGGGCCGGGUCGUGGCCCGUGAAGGGCGAGUAUCCUCUUGGUUCCAAGUUAGGGGGGAAGCAGAUCGGUAUCAUAGGGCUGGGAAGUAUUGGUUCCAUGAUUGCUAAAAGGCUGGAGGCCUUUGGCUGCAGCAUCAGCUACAACUCAAGGAAAAAGAAACCUCACGUUCUGUUUCCUUUCUAUGAAAAUGUCCACGAUCUUGCAACAAAUAGCGAUGCUCUAAUUAUCUGCUGUGCAUUAACGAACAAAACCCACCACAUGAUAAACAAGGACGUCAUGACUGCACUAGGGAAGGAAGGUGUCAUUGUUAAUGUUGGACGUGGGGCUCUUAUCGAUGAAAAGGAACUGGUUCAGUUUUUGGUGCGAGGUGACAUCGGAGGUGCAGGGCUUGAUGUAUAUGAGAAUGAACCUAUUGUGCCUAGAGAACUGUUUGGAUUGGAUAAUGUUGUGUUGUCUCCGCACAGAGCAGUUGCAACGCCAGAAGCCAUUUUAGCUCUCCAAGAGGUAGUCAAAGCCAAUUUAGAGGCUUUCUUUGCCAACGAGCCUUUGGUGUCGCCGGUGGAGCUUGCUUGAAUGACAGCAAUUAUCAAAUAUAUGUCAAUUAAAGAUUGAUUGAUUGGCGGAAGACAACAUGAUGUUGUGCAUCUGCUUACUUUUGUCAAGUGAUUCAAUAAUCAGAGGAGCUGACAUGCCGGUGAAGUUCUUGUAUAAUGGUAAGUUUCGAUAUCAGUUAAUUGUUGUAGAAUCAGAAUACAUUGAGUUGGGUUGUACUCGUUAAAAUUCAAUUGAAUUCUUCUACGGAUUUCCAGCCUGAUCGAUCUUGGUUUCUCUAUCACCUGGGCAACACAGCGGUCUGAAGUUCAUAUGGCAUUCAUAUGCAGUGAGGGAAACAAAUACAGCAGCAUCUCAACACCUCUAGAGAUAAAAUGUGUUGUAGUUCAAUUCAAACAAUCAGCAAUGUUCUCUUAACGAAAUGUUUGGUGUAAUAUACCAAUCAUCUGAUUUGGGUUUGAGCAUUGCCGUAUUCAGCUAUUCAGUGUUUACGAA
Messenger RNA from Rhododendron vialii, 1559 nucleotides. RefSeq names its product glyoxylate/hydroxypyruvate reductase HPR3-like. Gene Ontology annotation, molecular function: glyoxylate reductase (NADPH) activity; NAD binding; hydroxypyruvate reductase [NAD(P)H] activity. The coding region runs from base 63 to 1085 and encodes 340 amino acids. The record is from RefSeq and is a predicted model, not a curated record. Gene Ontology annotation, cellular component: cytosol. The transcript is spliced from 2 exons. NCBI's taxonomy places the organism in Eukaryota, Viridiplantae, Streptophyta, Magnoliopsida, Ericales, Ericaceae.